AUGUAUUAUAUCAGAGGUUUCAUUAUGGAUUAUAUCAGAGGUUCCAUAUGGAUUAUAUCAGAGGUUCCGUAUGAAUUAUAUCAGAGGUUCCACAUGAAUUAUACCAGAGGUUCCAUAUGGAUUAUAUCACAGGUUCCGUAUGAAUUAUAUCAGAGGUUCCAUAUGUAUUAUAUCAGAGGUUUCAUGUGA
Messenger RNA from Lottia gigantea (owl limpet), 189 nucleotides. RefSeq lists its product as hypothetical. The coding region runs from base 1 to 189 and encodes 62 amino acids. The record is from RefSeq and is a predicted model, not a curated record. The transcript has a single exon. NCBI's taxonomy places the organism in Eukaryota, Metazoa, Mollusca, Gastropoda, Lottiidae.